AAAUGGAUCCGUCAUGGACCCAAACGGUUAUUUAUUUGUUGCUUGUGUUGCUUGAGUAUAUUCUAAAUACAAUAUUUGGAGUGUGCUACAAUAUUUUAUUUACUAUAAAGAAAUUACUAUAUCUGUCCUUUAAUGAAAUAAUGACCGAGACAUCGCAAAAACGCAAACGAAACAUGAACGAGAACCAUACCGUUGCAGCAAGAGGUAUUAUAAACGCGAACUGGCAAAAACUCCUUAGCAGCAACCUUCUCUCGGACCAGAAAACGGAGAAUCCAUCUGAUAACGACAAAAAUAAUCAUUACACUGGCACAUUCCGUCGCGCACGAAAGAAAAAAGCGCAACAAGCCACAGUUGAAAAUAACCUCAAAACUUUAAAUCUAAAUAAGUCCCACAAUAAUAACAUUCAACCAGCUGUCAGUGACAACACAGAAGUUAAAAAAGUAGAUAGUGCAGUGAAAGAUAAUAAUAAAAAUAGAGUAACAAAAUUUAUAGCCAUGGACUGUGAAAUGGUGGGAAUAGGUCAUGAUGGCAACGACCAUAUGCUCGCAAGAGUUUCUUUAGUCAAUAAAUUCGGUGAUUGUCUUUAUGAUAAAUUUGUUAAAGCCCGUGAAGAGGUGGUGGACUAUAGAACGGAAGUAAGUGGGAUACGGAGAGAGGAUAUGUUGAACGGUACAGACUUUAACAUUGUACAACAAGAAGUGGCUGAUAUAAUCAAAGGUCGUGUGCUUGUUGGACACUCGUUAAAGAAUGACCUUGCAGUACUGUUUCUUUCGCAUCCCAAAAGAAAUAUUAGAGACACGUCAAAAUAUAAACCGUUUAGAAAGAUAACUAAAGGCAGCACUCCUUCUUUGAAACGGUUAGCAAAGGAAAUUCUCGGUAUAGACAUCCAACAUGGCGAACACAGUUCCAUCGAAGAUGCUAGAGCGGCAAUGCAAUUAUAUUGUACAGUAGCGAAAAAAUGGGAAGCGACCAUGAGUGAUAAGAGAGGAUAUAACAAGAAAAUUUUAGAUGAAUAAAUAUAGAUUUUUAU
Diatraea saccharalis (sugarcane borer) is the source of this 1030-nucleotide messenger RNA. The record is from the annotation of a GenBank genome assembly. NCBI's taxonomy places the organism in Eukaryota, Metazoa, Arthropoda, Insecta, Lepidoptera, Crambidae.